Molecule: messenger RNA, 187 nt
Organism: Prorocentrum cordatum
Lineage: Eukaryota; Dinophyceae; Prorocentrales; Prorocentraceae
Source: the annotation of a GenBank genome assembly
GCUUCAGCGGGAGCGACGUGUUCUGCAAGAUCCUCGACGCAUUCGCUGCCGAGUGGGCGUCGCUGUACGACAAGCCGUUCAGGUUUCGAUCUGUGUUCCAGUGCGAGAAAGGCGUGUGCCAGCAGCUCUUCCUGCAGAAUGAGUUUCCAGAGACAGAGUUCCUCUUCGGCGACAUGAUCGAGCAGGG